This is a messenger RNA of Monomorium pharaonis (pharaoh ant), 2280 nucleotides long. Its product is annotated as U3 small nucleolar ribonucleoprotein protein MPP10. Gene Ontology annotation, biological process: rRNA processing. The record is from RefSeq and is a predicted model, not a curated record. The transcript is spliced from 4 exons. NCBI's taxonomy places the organism in Eukaryota, Metazoa, Arthropoda, Insecta, Hymenoptera, Formicidae. The coding region runs from base 176 to 2056 and encodes 626 amino acids. Gene Ontology annotation, cellular component: small-subunit processome; nucleus; Mpp10 complex.
UAUGGUUGAGCCAUUCAUGCUACGAGCUUCACAGCCUUGACGGCUCGAUACGUUGUAGUUUAUGGACUUUAUAAUUGCUGUUUAUGGUUAUGUAGAUAUAUCUAUAAUAAGUGCACGUGGAUUUAAUUUUUCAAUGUUUAUAAAAUACUAAUUUAACAAGAUUAUUGUUAAUGUAAUGGCUAACGUCAACGUUCUUAAUAAUAUUAUAUCUACACUUGAUAGUAUUCGAUCGUUGGAACGGUUGGAACAAAUAAGAAAUGGGAAAAGUAAAGUUGACAUAACAGCUCUUACCAAAAAUGUUUAUGAUUUCACCAAGGAACAAUCCUGUAAAGAUGGGAAUUUUUAUAGAAAUACAAAUGCAUUACCAGAAUUAGUCACUGAAGGCUUUGAUGAGGAGCAAAUUUGGCAGCAGUUAGAACUGCAGAAUGAAGGCGAGAUAGCAUACUUUUGUAAGAUUUUAACAAGUUUAUCUGGAAGUGAAAGGCUGAUGGUCCCAAUAAGCUCUAGGAAACCUGAACUUGUACAGAUUGAAAAUGAUAAUUUAGACAAAGAAGAUGAAGGCAUGUCUGAUGAGAAAGACUCAGAAGAGGUUAUAAGAACUAAAAGUAAUUCAAAGAAGAAAAAACGUAAUAAGUCCUCCAUUGUAGAUGACAAAUUUUUCAAGUUGCAAGAAUUGGACGAAUAUUUGACUAAGGAAGAAAGAAAAGAGAAGCAAGGAGAGGACAAUACUGGAUCUGAUGAUGACUCUCUAGAUUUAUUUAACGAUAUUUCUGAAGAUGAAGAUGGAGAUAAUGCUGAAAAGAAAUACUUAAAGUACACAGAUUUCUUUGAUAGUCCUGAAAGUGAGAAUGAACGAGUUGGCGAAAGCAAAAAUUCAGAUCAUAGUGAUAGUUUUAUGGAUUCUGAAGAAGAAGGAUUAGAGAACGAAGAAACAGAUCUCGAUGAAGAUAAUGAAGAUCAAAUGGUAAACAAAAAAGUAAGGUUUAAUCUUACCAAUGACUCUGAUGAGACAGAUAGCUUAGAAAAUAAAGCAGAUCAUAAUAAAGAUAAGGAAGAAAAGAUCAAAGAAGAUCUACAGCCAAAAUCUACUUUGGAGGCUCGUCAAGAGAGACUGCAAAUGAGAAUUAAUCAACUGGAGGAGGAAGCUAUUAGUGAGAAGCCAUGGCAAUUGAAGGGCGAAGUGAGUGGUCCAAGUCGACCACAGAAUUCUUUGCUGGAAGAAUUUGUGGUUGUCGAUAUAAACACAAGGCCAGCUCCCGUAAUCACCGAUGAGACCACUAUGAAGCUGGAAGAUAUAAUUAAGCAGCGAAUUAAGGAUAAGGUUUGGGACGACGUCGAGAAGAAAUUCAAACCAGUUGAAACACCAUUGGAAUAUAAGAAAAAAUUGAUACUAGAUCAAGAAAAGAGCAAGGAAAGUUUAUCACAAAUUUACGAAAAAGAAUACCUAAGACAAAAGCAAGCAUUAGAUCCAGAGAAUAAUGAAGAAAAGGAAGUAAUGCCACAGUUGCAUAAUGAAAUUCGACAAAUGAUGCGUUCUCUGAUGUCCAAAUUGGAUGCGUUAGCUAAUUAUCAUUAUACUCCCAAAAUGGCUAAACCAGAGAUUAAAAUCAUUAGCAAUAUGCCUGCAGUUAAUAUGGAAGAGGUGGCACCUGUCGCGACCACUGAUGCUACUCUAUUAGCACCUGAAGAAAUUAAAACCAAACAACGCGGCGAUCUUAUUGGUAAAUCAGAACGAACAAAAACUGACAUGAAGCGCGAGAGAAGACGAAAGAAGUCAAGGCAGCGAGCCAAACAGCAGGCAAUGGAAAAGAAAGACAAAUUGCAAUCAGGAAUCGCUAAAAAGUACAAGGAUAAGAAAGAAAAGGCUGCGUUGCUUAAGAAAGUAAUUAAAGAUAAAAACGUUACAAAAUUAAAUGAAUCUACGCACAAAGUCGCGAAGUCCUCAACUGCAUUUUUUACGCAGUUACAAGAUCAAGUAAAAAAUAAGAUUAAAAUUAAAAAAGAUAAUGUGUCCAAGAAAAAGGACGUUGUUUCAGCCGUAAAACUGAAAUUAUAAUGUUAUUUAUUAUUUUAAAUUUAUUUAAGAAUAAAAUGAAAAUUUUUGUUAUAUUUUUCAUUGUGCCCUAUGAAGAAUUCUAUAUAUAUUGUUUGCUUAUUACCUUUUUUUCUAUUAUCAUUAAUUACAAUCAUAAAAAGAAACGCAACUAACGAAAAUUAUUAAAAACCUUACAGCAAUGUAAGUUCUUUGCACUCUGCGUAAUGUAAGAUACAUAUGUACAC